GUCAGUCUGUGCAGCGGCGUCAAAGUGUUACAGUCGAGAGCAACUUCACCUCCCGACUGACAAUCACAGACAGAAACAAGUUGAACCCUAUAACCAGAAAACAUUAGAGGUCGUUGGCUGCCGAGGAACAUCUCUUCAUCGUCUCAAACAAAUCAGAGUUGGAGUUUCCUCCUCUUCCUCCUCUUGCUGUCUGUUUGUGACGCUAACGUUAGCCUAGCUAGCUCAGUUAGCUCGCUGAGCUAGCGGCGCCCUGUCUGUUGUUGUGUUGCUGUGAUUUCACUGACGAGCAAAACCCGCACAGAAACAAACAUAAACAUGUCUCAGAUCGGUGGUGUUCAGUCAUGGUGCCUCGGAGUGACGUUACAGCUGAUGUUAGCUGCCGUCCUGCACCAGGGUUUUGCUACUGUUGCCCCGCCCACGACUGCCCAGACCACUGCUGCACCGCACAAGGAGCCCGGCAGACCCGAGAAAGGAAUCUACCACGUCACCAGCAGCAAUGGUACUACCUGUUUACUGGCAUCCAUGGGUCUCCAGCUCAACAUCACCUUCAGCUCUGUCUCCCAGAAUAAGACGGUGCAGGAUGUCGUGAACCUUCAGCCCAAUGUGACAGUAAGCUCUGGAUCAUGUGACUCAGAGAGCGCCUCCCUGCGGCUCACAACGGAUGCAGAGAAGACCAACCUCACCUUCUUCUUCAGCCUGAAUGCUACGUCCAAUAAGUACCACCUGAGCGGGGUGUCUCUGUCAGCGCUCUGGCCAGACAUGAAAGGGCCCUUCUCGGCCCAUAACCGCAGUCUGGACUACCUGCGGGGAACCCUGGGGUACUCAUACAUGUGCCGUAAGGAGCAGACUCUAAAUGUGGCCCAGGAUCUGUCCAUCAACACCUUCCAAGUGCAGGUGCAGCCUUUCGGCCUCACUGGAGAUAACUUUGGAGCAGCUGAGGAAUGCCAGUUGGACGAAGAUGACAUGUUGAUCCCCAUCAUAGUUGGAGCCGCUUUAGCAGGUCUCGUCCUCAUCGUGCUCUUAGCCUACCUCAUUGGCAGGAAGAGGAGCCAUGCUGGCUACCAGACCAUCUGAGGUCACUUGUCACUCUCAUGUUCCCGCGAGGCCCGAGUGCGCUAUCCCACCCUUGAGAUUAACCACUGUUUUAUGAGACUUAACACCCCACCCAACUACCCCUGUCCGCCUCUGUCCCUCCAUCCUACCAUCUCCCUGCCUUUGUGUGUGCUGUUCUUUGCCCUCAUCGGUAACACUAGUCAUUAUCACUUUGUGGAGGUUGAUAUGCUCUUUCUGAACUGACUGCUCAUAGGAAAAAAAAAAAAAAGGGGGGACUUUUUGGAGAUUGCAAUGAAAUGAGGAAAAAUCUCUUUAAUGGUACGAUGUGAAGCAGGGGAUGGGUGUUGAUCAGAAGGUCCAUGAGAGUUCUCAAGUUGUAGUUUACUAUUUAUAAUUUCUGUGAAAGGAAUUUUGAGGGAUUCAAGGGAAUUGCUGCUGUAGCUUUUCUUAUUUAUCUGCUUUUGGGUGGCCAUUUUUAAUGGCCUUGCCCUGAAUGAGGUUUGUUAUUGUAAAAGGGAAUAUUUCAGGCUGUUUAACUUAAUCCACUUCAGACAAUUUGGAUCUGACGUUUUUUUAUUGCAACUCUGCAUUAAGCCCAAGUAUGCAGAUUUUAGGGAACAGACUAAAAACACAGUAACCCAUUCAUUAAGAGGAUAUGUGAGGGGUCCCGUAAGUAAACAAGACGGAUGUAGGGAUUUAUUUAGUCCAAUGGGAUUGGUGAUGAUGGGUACUUCUCUCCCUCAUUAAGGUUCUGAACACAUUUAGUGUGGAGAGUACAGGUGCAGUUGUCAGCUUUGUAAGAUAAUUAUGUUUGGGCAGUGUGGCCUUUUUCACUCCGUUUUUAAAGGAAUAGUUCUCAUUUUUGCGGAAUACGAAGCUACAGUCAGCUAGUGGUUAGCGUACUUUAGCACAAAGAAAGUGUUGUCAUUUUUUGUACGGAUUAAACGAGAUACCUCGUGUUUGUUUGUGAGCUUUAGAGAUGUUGGUUGGCAGAUUUUGGGGAGAGCUGGGCUUGGCUAAUAUCUCCAUGCUGUAAUUUCAUAUUUACCAUACAGACAUGAGUGGUAUUGAUGUUCUCCUCUGACUUUAGGCAAGAGCAUGAUUUUCCCAACUAUUCUUUUUAAGUGAGAGUAGCCACUCUUUUGGAUUCUGCUGUUACAAUGUACACACACACGCACAGACAGGAGUUGCUUAAACAAUCUUAAAAAAAAAACAAAAAAACAGUACUGUCUUAGGUGGACAAUAAAGCUCAGGACAUCACUGUCAGAACGUAAUAAUGUUGUUGUUGUAAGUGUUACAGUCCACCGGGUGGUUUCUGUUUGUUUUUCCUUCCCCCUGAAUAUGGGUCCACUUGGGAUUUUGGUUGCUGAAGGGAAAGAAGUUGCACUAAAGUCUGGAGAAACAGCCCCAUCUAAUGAUUAGUGGCCAAAAAUGCUCUGGUCAGUGUUCAUCAGUGCCUUCCCAGCUGUAACAUAGAUGGGAUUAAAGUAAAGCCAAUACCACAGACAUACUCACUCACUCACUCACACUGUGUGCUGUCAUGUCUGGGUCAUUUUCUUUGUGUCUCACAUGGCCUUCAUGUACUGUUACUACCAUAAAUACGCAUUGUUUGAUGUAGUAGAAGAAAGUGGUUUUUUUUUUAUGUCCCCCCCCCCUCCCUCAUCUAAAUAUCCAUGUAGGGAUUUAAUAAGGUUUUAAUGGAAUUGUUUGAACUGUUUUCUAAAGGAGAGGACAAUAAAAGUGAAUGAACAACUC
Molecule: messenger RNA, 2808 nt
Organism: Morone saxatilis (striped sea-bass)
Lineage: Eukaryota; Metazoa; Chordata; Actinopteri; Moronidae
Gene: lamp1b
Product: lysosomal associated membrane protein 1b
Exons: 6
Coding region: 316-1074 (252 amino acids)
Cellular component (GO): membrane
Source: RefSeq, a predicted model, not a curated record